This is a messenger RNA of Calliphora vicina (urban bluebottle blowfly), 378 nucleotides long. RefSeq lists its product as uncharacterized. The coding region runs from base 58 to 336 and encodes 92 amino acids. Gene Ontology annotation, molecular function: chitin binding. The record is from RefSeq and is a predicted model, not a curated record. Lineage: Eukaryota; Metazoa; Arthropoda; Insecta; Diptera; Calliphoridae. The transcript has 2 exons.
UGCUGUUAUUUCAGCACAGAGCUUUCUUGGCAUCUUUCAAUACUAGUAAAAUAUAAUAUGAAAUACUUAAUUUGCUUGGGAUUCUUGGCCUCCUUGGCUGUUACCAGUGUUUUGGCUAUUGCUGGUCAAUCUGCUUGCCGUGAUCCCUCUGAGGUUGGUCACACCUAUCCCCAUCAUUGGGAUCCCUCCAAAUACUGGUAUUGUGAAAAAUUAAAUGAAGUUGCUUUGGAGCUGGACUGUCCUAAGGGUGAGGCCUAUAUGCAUUUGUUGAAGGCGUGUAUCCCUUGGCCAAAUUAUGUCUGGAAGAAACCUGAGAAUCCCCCUACUGUUGCUUAAUUUUAAUAUCAUGAAUAAAAAGUAAAAAAAUAUAUUUAAAAA